CUACAUGCCCUACAUUUACAUGUUUUUUUUUUUCACUUCCUUACACAAUCUCUAAAGAACAGUAUCCCAAAGACAACGAAAAAAUUAAAACGAAAGAGAAACAUGAACUCAAAGUCUCUCACUUGUUGUCUUGUGUUCUUGCUAUACACCAAUCCACUUUCUUCAACAUCAUCAUCCUCUCUCAUCCACUUAAACUCCACAACAUCAAUCCUCAAUGUCACUUUACCAAAUUCCUUGUCUCAGUCCCUUGAGAAUUUCGCCCUCAAGACGUUAACCAAUCAACAUCAUACAGGUGCUCUUUACCAGGCUAUCUUACCGGAAAAUCUCUCCGGCAUCGAAGUCUCCGUCGUUCGUCUGACCGGGAAGAGCCUUUGGAAUUCCGGGGCCAAGUUCAGCAACGUGCUUAUUCCGGCAAGGGUGUUGGACGUUUCGGAUCAAGGUAGUGUCAAAGAGAUCAGUCUAAGGAUGAAGAAUCCGGUAGAAAUUUCGUUUAGGGAUUUACCUAAAGGCUCGGAUGAGAAAAUGCUGUCUGGAGUAAGAUGCGUAAGCUUCAAGGCACAGGCCAAAGAUAAGGAAUCAGCUCAUGUAAGUCGAAUGGUUCUCCCGGGCGUGUGUUAUGGUUCGAGCCACGGAGACUACUCGGUGAUCGAGCCCUUGGAGAACGAUAACAAGAAGGCCGAGUCGUGGUGGACCUGGUGGUGGUUGUGGGUUGUGGGAUUUGUAAUAGGGUUUGGCGUGUUAGGGAUCUUAGGCGUAGUCAUCACUUACUAUAGUAUGGAGAAAGCACUUACAUUAGUUCAAGCUGUGUUGCUUUGA
Molecule: messenger RNA, 816 nt
Organism: Thlaspi arvense
Lineage: Eukaryota; Viridiplantae; Streptophyta; Magnoliopsida; Brassicales; Brassicaceae
Source: the annotation of a GenBank genome assembly